CACAGCCUGGGGGUCGGUCUUGGCUCCUGGGCGGGAGAGACGCUCCACCCCCCACACUCGGCCGCACUCAGCUGGCAUGGCUCCCCUUCUCCCACUCCUGCUGUCUGACCUGCACCCCCUUUCAUCAGUCAGUACCAAUAAAAAAGCCAGGAGGGCAGAGUUUCUGAAGCGCCACAGUGUGCUUUGCACUUUGGCGACAGGGCCCUUGUCCCGUGGAAUUUUCUCAGUAACCCUUGGAAGUGGGUGCUGGCCCCUAUGCCUCUUUUACAGAUGAACGAACUGAGGCUCAGCGGGAUUAAAGAACUCCCAAGGGCACUGAGCUGGGUUUAAGAUCAAGUCUCUGAAUGCCGUGGGGAAAAAAUAACACUGCAUUGAGAUUCAGCGUGCAAUUAGGACGCGCACAGGGCAGCUUGGUGGGGGUUUGACACCCUGGAGGUGAUAGGCAGGCCAACAGAGAUGAAAACGGGGUGUCUGUGUACCACCUGGGCCCGUGCCAGCGGAUGCUGAGAAGAGAGAAGGAAGACAGAUACUAUCUGGCUGUAGGGAACGGUUCUCAAGGGCAGAUGCAACCCCACAGGAUCAGGGAAGGACAAGCCAGGUGGAGAGAGGUGUGUGCAGAGGCUCCAAAGAGCCCCUGCCCCAUUCUCAGUCCAGGGAGCCCCCCAAAGCUUCCUCUGCCUGCCCCCCCACCCCGUGCCCCCUGAAGCCUCAUCAGCCAUCCCAAAUCUGCCUCCCAUACCUCCUUCCCCUGCCUCAACAACCCCCUGCCCUCUCUGCCCCCCCCCCCACUAACUCCCCCUGUCAUGUAUUCCUCCCAGCCUCCCCAUCACCACCACCCCCACCUGACCUUUGCCUUCUAGAACUCCUGGAAGUUUCCAACUGGAGGUUUUAAUUUGAAAACUCCUCCUGUUCUUAAGCAGUUGGUGGGGUGGCAGCUGCAGCCGCUCCCUCUGAGUCAGGGUCUCUCUCAGGAUGGAGGCCCCAGGUCCAACCCCUCAGUCCCGAAUUUUGGGCCACUCCUCCAUGUUCCUUUUUUUCCGUAGUCUGGUGGGGAGCAGGGGCAGCCCCAAGAGCUCGGACAAGGCCCUGAUGUGGAGUAGGCCAUGCCCCUCCCAGGAGCAAAGCACCACCCCUCUGAUGAGGAACCGCCAGGGAGGAGCAGGGAGGAAGGAGCCAAGGCAGCCAGCCACACUGCCCUACAUGCUCUCUGUGGCCUUGCCACAGCAUGAUCCCUUGGGGCUAGGGAUGGGGGACACAGGGGCCCAGAACCCCACUCCAAAGGAGGUCCUGAGGGUGGCAGCCCAGGGUGGAGAGGUGAAGCCCAUCCUGUCCAGGGGAAGCCAGGAGGUGCUGGGCAACGUGUCCAAGAAGGAGAAAAGAGAAGAGAAGGAGGCAGUAGGGGAGGCCUCCGGGGAUACAAGGACCUCAGACAGGGGCCACUUUGCCCAAGCCUUGGAGGUGAAACAAGGAUGUCCACAGAGGGCCAUGGGGCCACCGGAGGUCAGCCCCAAGACCUUCACCAGGGAGGAGGAGAAGGAGUGUCUGCUGGACGGAGACUUCAGGCUGGCCUCCUUGAAGGUGGGGGCAACUCCUUGGAACCGCCUCCUCACCUUGUACAAGCAGCUUCAGAAAUCAGCCAUGGCCAAGUUUCCUCUCAAGGAAGGCUUGCCUGAUGAGAAAAACAAGGAAAAGGAAAUGGAGGUAGAGGACAGGUCAUUCAAGCUCUGUGUCCCAGGCAUUGUCACCCUGCAGUCACCGCUGCAUAAGACUUUCAGGUCAACAGACACAGUGGGUUUCGUGGAGUCGGAGUUAAAGAAGCUUCUGGCAGUGCAGCGGGACUCCCGCCUCUGGAAGGUGGGCAGCCAUGAUGGCCAGGAGCUGCUGACCAAGCCAGAGAUCACCCUGGAGCAGGCGGGCAUUGUGGACGGUCAGAGAUACCAGGCUGAGGGGGAAAGAAGCCGCCCCCCAGCCUUUGGGGAAUGCUGGGGACCUAGGGGAGGGGCGCUGAGGCAGCGGAAGCAACACCCUAGGCUGGAGGGAAGGGUGCAGAGCCCCCCUGGUGUGGUGUCCAGGACAGAGCACUUGCUCCUGGAGGAGAUGGACGAGCUGGGGAACUGGCCCCCCGAGUGAAGCUGCUGCCGCCCCGAGUCUGCCCUGCUCACGGAUCCCCGCAGUCCGAAGCGGGAGUUAGCCUCCCACUCUGUGGAGGCACAUCCGAGGUGCCCCCAGGGCCAAGGGAUCUUGAGAUCACUGGUAUCCAUGUGUCCGCAGGGUGGGCCUGCCCAGCAGAAUGUCCCCACCCACCAGACUCAGGCCUGGGUUAUUAAUAAUAAAACCCACUUUGACUUUGGCCUCCUUGGCUGUUUCUGGACC
This is a messenger RNA of Lutra lutra (Eurasian river otter), 2373 nucleotides long. RefSeq names its product gametogenetin-binding protein 1-like. NCBI's taxonomy places the organism in Eukaryota, Metazoa, Chordata, Mammalia, Carnivora, Mustelidae. Bases 973 to 2130 code for a protein of 385 amino acids. The record is from RefSeq and is a predicted model, not a curated record. The transcript has 7 exons.